Rubroshorea leprosula is the source of this 4245-nucleotide messenger RNA. The record is from the annotation of a GenBank genome assembly. Lineage: Eukaryota; Viridiplantae; Streptophyta; Magnoliopsida; Malvales; Dipterocarpaceae.
GCAUAUUCAGUUCGGAGGAGCAGGUUCAUUAGCAAAUAUGUGGGUUUGUGAUUCUGCAGCGUCGAAAUCCAGUUCCCCACUAGAAGAUAUGCUCCUGCUUGUGCUGAUAUGAUGGUGAAGCAAUUGAAGAAGGGGACACUGAUGAUGAUGCUAAUGUUGUUGAUUUUAAGAUUGCUUCUAAUGGUGGAAGGCAACAGGAAAAGGAGUGGGAGAGAAGGCCUCCUGUGGAGCUAAAAAGUCUCACUGCUCCAACUAAUCUGGGAUCAAAGCAAGAAACAAGACAAGCAGGGGAAAGUGCCCUCAAAGAGAAAGUAUAGAAGAAUCUUUCCUUGGAUCGCCAGCACUCUGCAAGUAGCAGAAUCAGGAAACCCUUUCAUGGAGAGACAUCAAACUCAUAGCAACUUUGAACACUGAACACUCAGAAAGACAAUCUGGGAAAGCGAGGCAUCUUAUCAUUCUUAGAAAGAGUUGACUUGGGCAAAAGUUUCUGCUUCUUCCUAGCCGUCAUUCUUCACAAUUGGUUACAUUCUUUCUUUUGGUUGGACAAUACUUCUAAUUCAUGUUCAUCUACAAUUUUUAAUGGGAAAUCCAAACUCCAAAGUAGGCUAUUUGCCUCCGGAUUUCCACCUUUCUUUGCUAGCUAGGAUGCAGUUUGAAACAGCUUUUGUAAAUAACCUCCUUUAGGAAUAUACAACAGAUUUCAGAGACAAAAAGAGUGAUAAUAUACAUGAUCUAUGUUCAAUCUCACUUGCAUGAUUUUCAACCAUCUUUUAUCAUGUUGGGCCUUUUUCAAUGGAGCUAGCAGAGCCUAUCAUGGAAUUGGUGAAGUGUUUGGGGAGGUCAACCUGCAUCUAUCUAGGUUAUCACUUAAAUUUUGAUGAAGCUGUGAGUGAUUUGAGAAGAGAAUUGCAAGUUCUAAUCUCUCGAAAAGAAGAUGUAAAUUUAAGCAUUCAGUCUGAGGUUGCUUGGGGAAAAGAAGUAAAACAUGAAGUGCAAGGCUGGCUUAAACUUGUACAAGAAACCAAUAAUGAAGUGCAAGCCAUUCAAGAAAAGAUUCAGAAAGUUAAGUGGUACUCAAAGGGUCGUCUUGAAAAACUUGUUUGUAAGAAAAUUGAGGUGGUGAAGAGAAUCUAUGAACAAGGUCGUUUUCCUGAUGGUCUCACAAUGACAAUUGACAGACCUCCACGAGGAAUCAAAUUGCCAACUGAGAAUGUUGUGGGUGAAGAUUAUGCAAAAGAAAAAAUUUGGGGAUAUUUGAUGGGCAAUGAGGUUAGAAAGAUUGGAGUUUGCGGGGUUGGUGGGGUUGGGAAGACUACCAUCAUGAAGCAUAUUAAUGAUGAAUUGUUGAGAGUAACUGAUUUUGAUAGGGUGAUUUGGGUCACUGUGUCCUACCCACUCAAUGUUAUCAAAUUACAAGAAAAUAUUGCUUGCGCUAUGGAUCAUAGAUUGAGACUCCCAGAAGGUGAGGAUAAAGUGAGGCGGGCAGCUACUUUGAUAAGCAUUAUGGAAGGAGUAGGAAGAUACGUGCUUAUCCUAGAUGAUGUCUGGGAAGUGUUUUCUCUGAUUGAAGUGGGAAUUCUAGAAACAACUAUUCAGAAUGGAAGCAAAAUAGUCAUCACUAGUAGAUCCAUUGAUGUGUGCCAAAAAAUGGGCUGUGAGAUAGUCAAAGUGGAGCCUCUUUCAUUUCAGGAGUCUCUUAACUUAUUCUUAGAUAAAGUUGGGCAUCAUGUUUUGCAAGUACCAAAUUUAGAAAGAAUCUUGAAGCUCAUCGUGGAGGAGUGUGGUGGCUUACCGUUGGCCAUUAUUGUGAUAGCAGAGAGUAUGAGUGGAGAAGAUGAUGUUGAAGUGUGGAAGAAUGCCUUAAACGAAUUACAAGAACGGGUAAAGAGUGUGACUGGUUCAGAUCAAAAGAUAUUUAAGAGGUUAAGGUUUAGUUAUGAUCGUUUGAAUAAUUUUGAAAUCCAAAAUUGUUUUCUUUAUUGCUCCUUGUUUCCUGAAGAUUAUCCAUUUUUGAGAGAAGAGUUGAUAGAAGGGUGGAUUGAUGAAGGAUUAAUUGAUAGGUGGCCUACUAGAGAAGCAACUUAUGCUAAGGGCCUUACCAUUUUAAAAAUGCUUGUAAAGAAUUGCUUGUUAGAGAAAACUGUUAAUCAGCUUGGUGAUGAUGUUUUUAAGAUGCAUGAUGUAGUGAGAGACAUGGCUAUCAAAAGCAUUGGUCCUGAAUUUGGAUAUAUGGUAAAAGCUGGUGUGAAAUUGGCAGAGGUACCAACUGAGCAUGAGUGGAGAAAUGAUCUUAAGAAGGUGUCUCUAAUGGAGAAUAACAUAUCAAAAAUUUCCCUUGAGUUAUCUCCAAUGUGUCCAACUCUUUCAACUUUGAUGUUAUCAAAUAAUUAUAAUUUGUCAGAGAUCCCAGAAUCCUUAUUUGAAUGUAUGCCUGAAUUAAAGGUUCUUGAUCUUUCUAAAACUGGUAUUGAAGCUUUACCUAAUUCCAUCUCAAACUUGGAGAAGCUCUCUUCCAUGAGGUUAGCGUGGUGUGACAGGUUAAGGUAUUUGCCUUCUUUAGCAAAGCUUACAGCAUUAAAGAAGUUGGAUCUGUUUGGAUCCAGGAUUGAGGUGGUCCCUCAAGGCAUGGAGAAAUUGAUUAGUCUGGAAUAUCUUGAUUUAAGUUAUUGUUUCGAUCUAGAAGAGAUUCCAAAUGGAAUGUUAUCAAACCUUUCUAAUCUCCAAUGCUUGUUAGUUUAUAAAGAUUUGAAGAUAAAAGGAGAAGAGGUUGCGAGAUUAAGCAAGUUGGAGAAGUUUGAAGGUGCAUUCAAUGAAAUAGAAGGCUACAAUUAUUUUGUCAAGUCUCAAGAUUUCCAAAUUCUUACUGAUUACUAUAUUGGAGUAGGACUUACUGAUUACAAUAUUGGAGUACCGCCACGAGUCGAUGUGGGGUUGACUGGCCAAAAGAAAGCUGUGGUUAAUAUUAAUAAUUGUGACUUAGGAGAAGAGUGUAUGGUACUUCCAGAUAACCUUCAGAAUUUGGAGAUAAAGAGGUGUAGAAACAUGAGAAGCAACUUAAAUAAAGCAGCCUUGUUAGAAAAGGCAACCGAGUUGACUCACUGUAGUAUUAGUGAUUGUACAGAUAUAGAGUGCGUGGUUGACUUGAACCUAUCCUCCUAUUCAGUACUAGGUAAGCUGGAAGAGUUGUAUCUUUGCAGAUUGCCUAAAUUGAGUGUACUUGUGAGAGUGAAAGGAGUAGCAAUGCCACCGCACGUCUUUUCCAAUCUUAAAAUGCUUUUGAUUACGGAGUGUUCAGGAAUGGGGAAGUUGCUUCCACUUGAGCUGCUACAGGUUUUCCAAAACUUAGAGCAGAUUUAUGUUUAUGGGUGUGAACAAAUGGAGGAGAUAAUAGCAUCAUCAGAUUCAGAUGCAUCAUCCCAUAAAUUCACUUUUCCCAAGUUAAGGAGAUUGAAGUUGGGUAAUUUACCCCAGUUGAAGAGCAUCUGCAGUGCCAAAGGAGUUAUGGUAUGUGAUUCUAUUGAAGAAAUUACAGUAUGGAAAUGUCGGGAGUUAAAGAGGAUCCCAGUGCAGCUUCCCCUGCUUGAUAAUGGCCAACCAUCUCCUCCUCCUCGUCUGGAAGGAAUUUGGAUAGAUGAAGAGUCAAAAGCAUGGUGGGAAUCAGUGGAAUGGAAGGAAACAAUUUCUGUUGAAUUGAAGGCAAUAGACGAUCAUGAUCCAGAUCUAGUCCAGUUGAGUCCAACCUCUGCUUACCCAAUUUCAUCUGAGAUUCUCGCCAAACUGGAUGCACUUAUUUGUGCUGAUGAUGGUGAAGCAGUUGAAGAAGGGGAUGCUUAUGGUGUUAAUUCUAAGAUAGCUUCUAAUGGUGAAAGGCAACAAGAAAAAGAGUGUGGGAGAGAAGUUAAACCAAUAACCAUGCUUCACACCUUUAGAGAGUACCGCUUUGCAUUAUAUAACUGGUCUUCCAGAGGUGUGCUACAGAUGGCAAAAUCAUCAUUCUUCAAGAAUGUUUAAUUUUAGCAGAAUGAAUUGUCUUCUUCGUCUUCUUCUUCUUCUGGUCAUUUACCACAUUCUAUUGUGCAUUGGAUGGUAGAGGUGUGCUACAGAUGGCAAAAUCAUCAUUCUUCAAGAAUGUUUAAUUUUAGCAGAAUGAUAGCAGAAUGAAGUGUCUUCUUCUUCUUCUUCUUGGUUAUGAUGCAAAUCAUGAUAUCCCUCUUGCUACAGUUACUAGACCCAGUUUUAAGGUUA